Messenger RNA from Rubroshorea leprosula, 1276 nucleotides. NCBI's taxonomy places the organism in Eukaryota, Viridiplantae, Streptophyta, Magnoliopsida, Malvales, Dipterocarpaceae. The record is from the annotation of a GenBank genome assembly.
AAAUAAAAACUGGCUGUACUGCCACUCAGCCGGUGUAUAAUCCUUAUUACUAGGAAGAAAAGUCAGAAAACAAGGUUUUGACCCGGAGAUUAUGCGGAUUCUGGUGACUGGCGCAACAGGUUACCUCGGCGGAAGACUCUGCCGGUCUCUGCUGAGCCAGGGCUACUCCGUCCGUGCCUUGGUACGACCGACCAGCGACCUUUCUUCCCUUCCUUCUUCCUCCAGUGGCUCCGCAGUCGAGCUUGUCUACGGUGACGUCACGGACUACCGCUCCCUACUGGAUGCCUGCUCCAGCGUCGACGUUAUCUUCCACGCUGCAGCCCUUGUUGAGCCCUGGCUUCCAGAUCCAUCUCGAUUCUUCACUGUUAAUGUCCACGGGCUGAAGAACGUGCUGCAAGCAGCCAAAGAGACGAAGACGAUCGAGAAGAUUGUAUACACGUCGUCGUUUUUUGCUCUCGGGCCGACGGACGGAUAUGUCGCCGAUGAGAAUCAAAUGCAUGCAGAGAAGUUCUUCUGCACGGAGUAUGAGAGAUCGAAGGCUUCAGCCGAUAAGAUUGCCUUACAAGCCGCAUCGGAAGGAGUGCCGAUUGUGCCGGUUUAUCCCGGUGUUAUUUACGGCCCAGGCAAGCUCACCGCCGGCAAUGUUGUUGCUCAAUUGCUAAUUGAACGCUUUAAUUGGCGAUUGCCUGGUUAUAUAGGCUAUGGAAAUGACAAAUACUCGUUUAGUCAUGUUGAUGAUGUAGUAGAGGGUCACAUUGCAGCGAUGAAGAAAGGUCGGGCAGGUGAAAGAUACCUACUUACCGGAGAAAAUGCAUCAUUCAUGCAUGUUUUUGACAUGGCUGCUGUAAUCACCAGCACAUCAAAGCCUAGAUUUUGCAUCCCCCUUGGAGUAAUUGAACUUUAUGGAUGGUUGUCUGUUCUUAUCUCCCGGAUUACUGGAAAGCUUCCUCUCAUCAGCCCCCCGACUGUGAAUGUUUUAAGACAUCAGUGGGCAUAUUCUUGUGACAAGGCUAAGCUGGAGCUGGAUUAUAGACCUAGAAGCUUGAGGGAGGGACUAGAAGAGGUAUUACCCUGGUUAAAGAGCUUGGGUCUUAUAAAGUACUGAAAGGGAAUCAAGCUUUUUCUUGGGUCUUAUACAGUACUGAAAGGGAAUCAUGCUUUUUCUUCAAGUUGUUACAUUGUUGUAUUUUUGCGGGUACUACUGUGAUGCUUGUUUUGAUGUCAAUGUUAAAAUCUCACUCUUUAUAAUAAUGUGAAAUGAAUGAUGGUUCCUCUA